UAGAACAGCAGAUUAUCUGUUUUGAAGAAUGUCAGCUUACACUAUGAUAAUUACAUGCAAUGCUGUGUUACUGUUUCUCAGCACAAGUCUUCUGUCUAGUGAAGGUGAAAAAGGUGUUCACAGUGUUGUCCUGCAGGUUGGAUCAAGUGUUAACGCUACCUGCAACAUUCAUCCCAAUGACAUUUACGGUGCAGACCAGGUUUUCUGGACCUUGAACCAUGAAAAGGUGCAUUCUGAUACCUAUUAUGCUGUGAACAGAUCAGCGGUCAAAGUAUAUCUCACAUUUGUCACAGAAGGCAAUUAUAGCCUCUGUUGCCAUGGACCUGAAGGGAACAUCCUCGAAGAGACAACCAUCAAAGUUGGAAUUUCACCACAGCCUCCAACCAAUCUGAGCUGCAGAGGGAAAUUUGGUACAGGCAUGAUCUGCAAAUGGAAGCCAGCGAGCUCUUCUUCUGCUACAAAAUAUGUUCUUAAGUAUCAAACAGUGCCAUUGGUAACUGUUGGUUGUAAGGAUUAUGUUACUGGAGGUAACAAUGCGUGCUUUUUCAAGCACUUCCACUAUUUCUUUACCUACACAAUCUGGGUCGAAGCACACAAUAAAUUUGGUACAGCUAUUUCUAAAAAGAUCAAAGUUUUACCAGCUGAAAUUGCUGUAACUGAUCCACCGUGUAAUAUCCAUGUUGGUGGAGAACCUUCAUUUUCUGACCAGCUGAACGUAAACUGGGGAUACCCCAAAACAACUCCUUAUUUGUUUCCACUGAUGUUUGAGUUAAAAUACAGAAGGGAUGAUAGUAGAGAAUGGAUGAUAGAAAAUGAUAUUGGAAUGCAGACAACUUAUGAUCUUUAUGAUCUGAAACCAGACACAGUUUACUGUGUAUCCAUCCGGUGCAAAUGGGCUAACGGGAAAGGCAUAUGGAGUAAAUGGAGUGAAGAUAUUUGUGCAAGAACUGUUCAAGGGUGAAGUGAAGCUCUGAAGUUACCAGCUAUGAAUAUCCUCUUUGGUUAAUGCCUUUUGAUUAGAAGAAAUACACCAUGAACUGCAUUUUUUUUCAACUAUACUGAGUAUGAAACCAAACACAGGAAGAUUUCUGUUAACGAUUUAUUUCAUCAAAAGUAAAAAUAAUAAAUUUUACUGGUGAGAACGUUGCAUUCUCUUACACCUAUACCUCUAGCAAGAAAGGAGAUGCUGUUAGCACUAUUACCUGACAUUUAUCUGCUCUGUUUUGCUUUGGUGAAGGAGAGGCUUAAUCUGUGUUUAUGUGAGACAUUUUAUUGGAGAUCCUCAUAUUCGUUUCCUAUUGCUGUCAGUGGUAAGGAUCGUCCGCAGAUGGUGAUGAGUAGUCAAGUACAACACGUUUCUGUGAAGGUGAAAACGUUUGCACAGGCUUCCUUUUACUACUAAUUGCUCUGGUAAAAUUGUACAAUUUCAUGCAGAUAAUGAUUGCCAGUUACAGAUCUAGAAAAGCACAAAGACAGUUCUCAUGGUCUGUAAAUGAAAAAAAUAGCAUCUUCUUAUGUUAUUAAAUCUACGUGCUAGAAAACAGAAGCUUUUUGCAAUAAUGCCAUUACUUCCUCCUACCUACCUAAUGUAAGCCACUCAGAAGUUACAAAACACCUUCAGUGUUAAGAAAGUCUCUAUUGCCUUGCCACCCUGAACUCCCAUUGCAGUGUAAUGGUGCAGAAUAAGGAUAUCUAGACAGUUAUGUCCCCUCUUCAUGUAACAUGAAUACUAACAAACUACAUUUUCCACCUAUUCAUUAAUCAGAUAUUAACAUGCAUUUUUCUGAAGAAUACAUAUAUGUCUAAUAGUCUAAGUUUACAAGGAUUUUAUGAAGAUACAAGUACUGGACAAAACCCCUUAUCCUGUGUAACUGAUGUGUAUCCAAGAAUCUAUGUUAUUUUUUGGUCCACUCACAUCCUUUGUGUUUGUUUAUUUAUUUAUUUAUUUAAUUUCCUUUAUUUUUCCUAAUAUCUUUACUAGUUGUAAUCUUCAAUGUUUUUCACAAAAAUUAGAUUGUCUUGAGACAUAGGGCAGCAAUCAUUCGGAAGUAAAAUCAGCUGCAUCUGAGAGGCGUGCAUGAGAUGUAUCUACUAUUAUGAAAC
Molecule: messenger RNA, 2103 nt
Organism: Protopterus annectens (West African lungfish)
Lineage: Eukaryota; Metazoa; Chordata; Ceratodontiformes; Protopteridae
Product: cytokine receptor-like factor 1
Exons: 7
Coding region: 29-961 (310 amino acids)
Biological process (GO): cytokine-mediated signaling pathway
Cellular component (GO): external side of plasma membrane
Molecular function (GO): protein binding; cytokine receptor activity
Source: RefSeq, a predicted model, not a curated record